Erpetoichthys calabaricus (reedfish) is the source of this 921-nucleotide messenger RNA. It is a transcript of the gene rangrf, whose product is annotated as RAN guanine nucleotide release factor. The coding region runs from base 99 to 680 and encodes 193 amino acids. Gene Ontology annotation, biological process: regulation of membrane depolarization; regulation of sodium ion transmembrane transporter activity; heart contraction. The record is from RefSeq and is a predicted model, not a curated record. Gene Ontology annotation, cellular component: nucleus. The transcript is spliced from 6 exons. Lineage: Eukaryota; Metazoa; Chordata; Cladistia; Polypteriformes; Polypteridae. Gene Ontology annotation, molecular function: small GTPase binding; guanyl-nucleotide exchange factor activity; sodium channel regulator activity.
CCCCGAGUCCUUUCGCCUCUUCCUGUCCCGCCCACUUCCUCCACUAAGAAGCGUGCUGAUUGCUGAAUAUCGGAUUGCUGUCCUUCCCGGAACUGAGAAUGCAGUCUAUUGAGAUCAGUGGAAAGUAUUUCUUUUCAGGAUACUUCUCUGGAGUCCUGCCUCAUGGUUAUAAAGACAUCAGUGAGGUCCGAGAUAUACCUGACAACCAAGAGGUGUUUGUUCACCCUCACACAGAUCAGAGUAUCAUAAUUGAACUUUUGGAGUACCAAGAGCACGUUGGAGAUGCAGUUGCAGCUAAAUACCAUUUUGAGGAUCUUGCUAGUAGUAAUGAAGCUUCCAAUUCUGGGAACUCUGAGGUAAUCAGUGUGGAGCCCAUUUCGAAAGAGGAGAUUUCUUUGCAGGAAUGUUCAUCUGCUUGGUUUCUGACAGGGCGCCAGCUUGUGGCCAAGUUCAAUGAAGAGGUGAAGAACACCGUUAACAUCUAUCUUGGACUUUUCCGACUCCCACAAUAUACAACGGAUAUAGUGAUCUCUUUCAAUGACCCAGUUGUUAUCCAUCCUCUAAGCAGCAGUGCCACCAGUGAAACGGCAUUAGACGUCAGCACACCCUCAUGGACUGUGGAGCAAUUCAGACUGCUUCUGCAGACAUUCAGACUGCUGAACUCGUCUGUGUUUGGAUAACCUGUUGAAACACACUUCUCAUCCCAAACCAGACUAAUAUGUGUUCUACACUUGUUCAUGAAAAAUUUUGCCUAGAAAGAUGAAUAUUAUCUAUGUGGAAUUGUUUUCAACAGAAAAGGUAAAAAAUAAUAUCAAAACACCUGACUGUGCAAUAUUUGUUUUUUAUUUUGUUAAAUUGACAAAAAGAUUCCCCUUUUAAUAUGUAAUAAAUAUCUUGUUAAAUGUGAGUGUACACCUUUCA